ACGACGAUAACAACAAAGGCGGAGCGAUUUUAUUUUCCUGCAGAAAACCCAAAUAUUUGUCGACAAAAUGCCAUAAAAGCAUAACAUAACCAGAUUUAAAAACAUUACAACGACUGGAGACAUUACACUAAACGGUUAUUCGUAGCCAGCACUUCUAGAAUUUGAAGCGAGGACGACUGCACCGUAGGCGAACAAGGGGACGAGGCAGAUAUGGGUGACCCAUCAUGGAAACAGCAUUUACGUAGCUUUGACUAUCCGAUAGUUUGGCAAGAUACUUACAGAGAUCCUCCAUUCUACUACUGCAACAACGAUGAGAAGCAUGUCCUACAAUUCAGUGAUGGGUCACUGUUUGCACGAUGCAUGUGCCUGGACACGGACAAGGUCUUGUGCUCCAUCACAGAAAUGAUUCAGCUUGGAGCAGACGUCAAUGGUGUGGUCGAUGGAUGGAGCCCUCUUGACGUUGCAUACUAUUUCAUGCACCCAAAGACCAUGAGACUCCUAAUAGAGCAUGGAGCCAAUGUUAUGCAUUUAGCAUCACCUCAUCAUUUGGGUGUAGCUGUCGGAUGCAUUUCAGAGGUAAAGAGUUAUUUCCAGCAUCAGUUAGAUGCAGCGGUGGGCAUUGAACGUUCAACAAGCCAGGCCAGUAACUUGAAUACGAGUGAGAAAUCGGUAAACACAGACUGUUCUAUGGAUAUGCGUAAAGCGUGUUGUGAUCAUGAUAGGGGUAGUGUCUCUCCUGAAGAUGCUGCUACCAUGGCUAUGCCCUCAAGACCGGACACUUUAAGUUUAGAUGGCCAGGAUAGAGGUCUUCCUUCCAGGAUUCAUCGGCUUCCUCAUAGCCAAAGUGAUGCGGAGUCAUCUGUGAUAGCAGCUAGGUUAGUGUCUCCGCAGCCUGGCACCUGCAGCCCAGCCGAACCAGUCGGCAUUUCUGUCAGUAACAAAGAUGCUGAAUUUCGCCAAGCCUUUGUUGCUCAAUCUAUAAAAAAACUUAUGGAGAAGAUUGAGUAUUUCGAAAGUGACUCUCGAGAUUGCCAUGGCAACAGUAUGCUUCAUAUGGCUUGUCUUCGGGGGCAAGUUGAGUUGAUACAGCUCCUGAUCGCCUGUGGUGCCAAGAUGGAGUGUCGUAACAUGGUGAAUAACACACCAUUCAUUGCCGCUUGUUUAAGUAUGAAUGCCAAGACUGUCGAACUGAUUGUUAACUUGGGUUGCAAAGUGCGGGAACGCUAUAACAUCAAGGAGCACGGGGAAUUCGGAAGCUGUGCUGUCUUUCUUGCAGCAGUGCGAUCUGGUGAUAGGAACAGAGAAGUGGUCGAACUGUUGAUACGUUACGGUGUGAACACAGAUAUACGUGAUCACAGGGGAAAGACUCCGUUGCAUAUUGCCUGUGAAUUUGGAUUCAACAGGAUCGCGAAAACCCUGGUCGAACAUGGGUGUGAUUUGAACGCGAUUGAGGAAAUCAUGAAACGAUCCCCAUUACAUUUUGCUUGCAUUAGUCACCAUGCAAAAAUUGUUGAGCAACUUCUCCAUGCCGGUGCGUAUCUUGAUGUCAAGGACCGUUGUGGGGAGACACCGGCCAUGGCCGUGCUAGAAAACAUGGACAAAUUUGGACGCGUUGAUCCAUUUGCUUUGUUCGUUGUUGGCGACAAGUAUACUGUUCGUAAUCUUGUCCUCAGCAUCAAACCAGUCAUUGACCACGGAUGCCAGCUGCAUUAUCUUUUCAAGGAGCAUGUACUUAUUCGAAUCUAUAAACGUUCAAGAGCUUUGUUGGCGUACGUCCUCAGCACCGGUUGCGGUGUUCAGAACGUACCCUGUAAAGUUGGUAGGAAACUCCUCAAGGAGAUUCUGCGUGCUGGUGAUGGUGAUACCAUUCAUGCUUUGCGUCAGUGUGGUUAUAAAUAUGACCGUCAGCUUGUGAAUCGUACUUCGGUGAACGACUCUCAGCACCAGCCACUUUCUCUGCUCAGCAUCAGCCGCUUAUCCAUCAGACAAGCUCUAGGUACAAAACAACAGAGUACCAGAAAGUUGACUUAUUUGAAAUCCCUACUUGGGAAACUAGCGAGGUUGACAGAGAGUCAUAUUGGGAAUGGCCUGCUCCGUGCAGAAGUGGACUCAUUGCCCUUGCCGUCUACACUUAAGAACUUCAUAAUGUUCGAUGAGUUAGUGGAAGAAAUAUGUUGUAAAAAUGAACUAUAUGUUGAUUUACCCGAGGGUAGUUUGUUGGAGUUUGAGCGAAACAUUCACCGUGAGCAUCGAGAACGCUGUCGCAAUGCUCUGGCUUUGUCAGAGGACGUCAAGCUGCCGACAUCAGUUGAUAAUGAGGAUGAGUUUGAUGUUGGGAUCCUUUUGAGAAUCAAGGAAAUCCGAAAAGCCGGGUUCUAAAUGAGACAGUACAAUUUUGAAAUCAUUAUGAGUAUUUGACUCUGUUCGAAGACAUGAAAAAAGAGUGGUUUUUGAAUUCCCAGUCAGUGUUCACCGAUAAACAUUUCAAUUCAGUUGAGUGUCUUUGCAGUCUAGUGUGUCAUUAGGGAUAGCGCGCCCGUUUGCAUUUUCGCCACUUGGGAAUGCUGCACAUGAGUGGCGAAUGUAAAACAAUGUCUGGCUAAAAAUUUUGCGAAUUCAAUUUGAAUUACCAUGAUUUGGCGAGAGAGUAACAGUGUUGUGCAAAAAUUGAUCAAAGUCUAUCAGAAAGAUCCACUUCCACACCAAAUGCACCAAGGAACGAUCGUUAGUCAGUCAAACUUUAUCAAAUUUGCGGGCGGCCGCGCUAUCACACGUGGUUGCUAUCGUCUGCAUUGUAGUUCUACACGUUGCCGCUAGUGAUUUUGGUGUCGCUGCUGGUCGCCCUGCGCAUACAUUAUCGGCUAGUUUCCCGCUGGCUUCGUUGCCAUGGAGUCUCCGGUCACGGGUUCCUCAAAUCGUUCGUUGAUUUGCUAGUCUCAGUAGUGGCGGGCUGCCAUUCUCGCACAUGUUACUGGGGUCGGCCCCAAGAUGGACGAACGAUCGGCAAAAGUAUAGUAUUCAUGUUCUAUGGUUGAUUAUAAAACUACUGUUAUGCAAGUGUGUGUUAGAUUCUAUGGAGAUUAGUCAUAUUCUGUUAAGGCAAAAUAGGCUUCAGUGGCUGGUCCAGAUACAAUCUGCAUUUGUUUUUAAACAAGUUUCAUUGCAAUACUACUUCACUUGCUCAUUUUCAGAAAAAAUUACUUCAAGAUUUGUAGUUUAUUGAAAUGCAUAAGUAAUUUAGUUGUUUCCAUCGUAUCCAAGUAUGGCAGACAAGCAGUUCUACACGUUGACAAUACCACUCAUGGAUGACUCUUCAGAAGAGGAUUCAUAGAAGGUAGCUAAUAUGUUCUAACUGGUCAAAUGCGAAUUCACUGUUGAAUUCAAGUAAAAAAUAAUUGCUUUUGUAAGCACCACCUUAUGUAUGUUACAUCAGAAUCACUAGGUAGAAGUGCAUUUAAACUGUUAUAUCUUCUGAUUGUAGAGUCUAAUCACAUCUGUGCUGCUUUCACAGUUAAAUCACUCGUAUGUUUUGUUAAAGGAUUUCUUAUACAUGUUAUACAAUACAGUUUCUUUUACUUAUUUGCCUAAUUUGAAAAAUCAUCAUCUAAUUACUUGCUUGAUGUAAGAAAAGAAUGCUUUAAA
Molecule: messenger RNA, 3642 nt
Organism: Lineus longissimus
Lineage: Eukaryota; Metazoa; Nemertea; Pilidiophora; Heteronemertea; Lineidae
Product: poly [ADP-ribose] polymerase tankyrase-2-like
Exons: 2
Coding region: 211-2379 (722 amino acids)
Biological process (GO): positive regulation of transcription by RNA polymerase II
Cellular component (GO): nucleus
Molecular function (GO): transcription cis-regulatory region binding; protein binding
Source: RefSeq, a predicted model, not a curated record